Messenger RNA from Pisolithus orientalis, 576 nucleotides. RefSeq lists its product as uncharacterized. The transcript has 2 exons. Gene Ontology annotation, biological process: L-tryptophan biosynthetic process. The record is from RefSeq and is a predicted model, not a curated record. Bases 102 to 482 code for a protein of 126 amino acids. Lineage: Eukaryota; Fungi; Basidiomycota; Agaricomycetes; Boletales; Pisolithaceae. Gene Ontology annotation, cellular component: cytoplasm. Gene Ontology annotation, molecular function: tryptophan synthase activity.
UGCAGAGAGCCUGACCGACUCUGCCAAUAGUGCACCAAUCUGGCUGAAAAGAGGGGAUCUGUAGGUGUCCACCAAUCGCGCAGUACAACUGAUCCGAUCUGAUGCUGUUGCAGCAACCGCACAGGGUCACAUCAAGUCAAUCACGCGGUCAGCCAGGUGCGUGCGUCUUAAAACAUAUCACAUUAUCACAGAUAUGGGUGCUGGGGCAGCAGAUCCGACCGUGUGUGCCCGUUUUGGUCUAUAUGCAUGCCGAGAAUGCAAGGGGACAAGUUCUGAACAUUAACAUUUCCCGUACGCGGAUGCUUGUUGCCAAGGUUGUACCCGUCGAGAUUGACUCGAAAACCCUGAAGGAGGCUGUUAACGACGCAAUGAGACAUUGGGAUGCGAACCUUGCAACAACCCACUUCCUCAACGGAUCCCUCAUGAUACCAAUACAAAUACCAGUACAACAUUCUAUUGUUCAUACUGUACCUGGUGUGUAGAAUACAAAGUAAGUGGCAACAAUAAAGUGCAUAUGUAUCAACACUAGGAAAUGUAUUUGAAACAUUCCUGCCAUUUAUUUCCAUGGACCAUUUC